AUGACUGUUAAGACCCUUAGUCUACUAAAAAAAGCAUUAGGAGAAGCCUCAGUACACGAAAUAAAUAUCGAGACAGCUGAGACGAAGACUACUUCACUAUACGAGAAUCCCAGGGGUUAUGAGCCAGGAAGAAGAGGCCCUCGAGAGACCUUCCCAGUUAGUCAAUUAAGGCUUCCCGCUAGGGAGGACCGAAUCACAGAAAGAGAACGAGUGAGGAGCUCUCAUUUCAUUCCCAGCAGCUUGGCUGAUAAUGAGGAAACUAAUUAUACCUUUACCGAUUGGACUGGUCCAACAUCUGCACAGGACGCCCUACCUGUUGGCGCAAGGGAAUUUAUUUAG
Messenger RNA from Vicia faba (fava bean), 339 nucleotides. Lineage: Eukaryota; Viridiplantae; Streptophyta; Magnoliopsida; Fabales; Fabaceae. The record is from the annotation of a GenBank genome assembly.